GGUAGAAUCGGGCAGUGCGGGGUUCACGGACAAUGUGGUUGGAGGCUGUGGAUGGGAGUUCCCCAGAGGUGAUGGGGUUUUGGAUGGUCUGGGAGAUGAUGGUUUGGUGAUGGAAGGUGAGGGGGGCAGUAGGACGAGGUGUCUGCGAGUUGGCACUUGGCUUCAGCAGUGCAGAGGUUGGUAUGCCACAUGACUACUACACCUCUGCCACUACUCCCACCCCUCUCCCCCCGACUGUGGGUUUGAUGGCGAGAUUGGGGUUGGAGCAAAGGGAGUGGAGGGCUGCACAUCAUGAGGGAGGGAGUUUGGAGAGGUUGACACGGUCAAUGUCACGUAACAGUUUGAAAUGAAGAGGUCAAGUGUGGGUAACAGUCAGGCAUGGGGUGUAUAGGUGGAUGAAGUGUGUUAGAGAUGGUAGAAGGAGUCCUAGGUAGGUGGGCGGGUGGCUUGGUUGAAAAAGUGGGCAUGGAGGCAGCGGAAGAAAUGUUCAAGGUUGCAGUGUGUGUCGAAACUCAUUAACCUGAGACUGUGGGGUGUUGGAAAGAGGACUGCUAAGCGCGAGUUGGGGAGAUUGGGAAAAAGGGUUGCUGAGUGAGUGUUAGGGAGUACGUGUGCGCAAGUUGUCAGUGCUUGGCAAGCCUCUCUGGCAGUAUGUAAUAAUGUAAAUUGGAAAUGUCAGCUAUGUACAACAGACGGCGCUAGUCUAGGUUUCGAGUUAAAACACUUUGGAGAGGGGAAAUUAGGUGCGUUACUCUGAUCGGAAAUGAUCCGGAUGAGACUGUCUAAUUCUGACAUUGGCAGUGAAAAGGUUUAUGCUGCCUCAACUCGAAUAAAAUGUGUUCGAUCCGGCUGACGAAAGUUAGCACUGAGCGUGUUAACAGUGAAACUGGAGGAUAUCUAUUUUCCACAGACAUCUUGCCCGCAAAUCAAACUGCAACCUGGAAUUAUCAACACUUCAUCAAAAGCAAAACAAGCCUGGGCAGACCAGACCUCUUCCCGCUGUCUUUACCGGGCCUUUAAGUAGGUUGUUACUGGAAUGAAACAUUCCUAAAUUUUCUCCAAUUUUACAGGGCGCCCAGACAUGGUCUCUCAUUGACAUUUACAGCUUAAAAAAUAAUUUGUAUAUGUAGAGAACCACUUUAUACAAGUCAGCAACGAACUCUGCAUGCGAGUUUGUUCUGCUUGAGAAUAGUGGGUAUAAAUUUUGUAUACGAGCAGGUUUGUAUGCGUGCGUGUGAAUGUGUGUAUAAGUGUGUGUUAUUCCUAUCAGUUGAAUGUGUUUAACAAUGAGAGUGCGUGUGUCUUUGUGUGUCUGUGUGUGGUCUAGGACUGUCUGCGCAGUGGAAUUUGCCGAAGGACUUUGUUAAAUUCGGGGUGGCAGAAGACAUCCGAAAUAGAUAAAGCUAAAACAAACAUUGCCAUCUCCAGGUUCUACGAACCAAAUUGGACUUUCCUUCCUCGUUAUCUGGUUUGGUUACAAGUAUGAUCAUUGCUUCGUUGUCAGCCUGCUGUCUGCUUAAUAAUGCACAAGGCGGGUAGGAAUUGGUGAACAGAAAAGGAAAUUACGUUACUGAGAAAGAUGAUCUUACAUCACAGAAGGGGAUCACCGAGAGGAGGGAUGAGGGCGUUAAAUUGCCCAGUGAGUGAGUGGAAAAGUGAGACAGGGAAGGGGAAACUUGGGAUUGGAAAUGAGAGAUAUGGAAAGAGGAAAGAAGAAACAAAAUCAGAAAUUGCUGGUAAAACCCAGCAGGUCCAAGCAGCAUCUGUGGAGAGAAAGCAGAACUAACGUUUGGGCCCGGUGACCCUUCCUCAGAAUGGGAGAGAAGAAAAAUUGGGGAAAUGAGAAUAGAAUGUGGGAGAAAAGUAAAGAGGGAAGGGGGAAUUUAUUCGUUGAGAGGGAGGAGUGUGAGGGUUAAUUACGGGAAGAAGAGGGUGUUAAUCCUGAGGAGAAAGAGAUGGGCAGUAAGGUGGCUCAGUGGUUAACACUGUUGCCUCAUAAUACCAUGGACCCCGGUUCGAUUUCACCCUCUAGAUGCCUAUGUGGAGUUUGCACAUUCUACCCGUGACUGCGUGGGUUUCCACUGGGUGCUCCGGUUUCCUCCCACAGUGCAAAGACGUGCAGGUGAGGUGGAUUGGCCGUAGAAAUGCAGGGUUACAGGGCUAGGGAUGAAGAGCAGGAUGCGCAUAGGAGGGAAGGUGUGAACUCGAAGGGCCGAAAGACCUGCUCGACACUGUAGGGAUUCUUGAGAGGCUUAAUUCUAGGAGGGAUUUAAUCCGCUGAGAUGGAGAGGUGGUCAACGCAUUGAGUGAUUACCUUUUGAGCAGGAAGGGGUUAAACUGAGGGAGGGGUUUAAACCCACUGAGCAGGAGGGAGGGGUGACGCCAGUGAGGAGGGGAGGGCCGGGAGCACUGGGUUGAACGCGAGCACUUCAUUGUGUGCGAAUAUCCACCGACCCGAGAGCCUGCCUCGCUUUUCUCUCAGCCGGGACUGGCUGCUCUUUUAAAAGGAGUUGGGCAAUCCCAGCCUCUGAUCACAUGGUGACUUGCUUCAACAACAGAGUGAGAGCAGAAAGCGAUCGGUGCCUGAGAACUGAGUGGCCGUCUUUGCAAGUGGCUGGAGUGUGUAUAUCUGUGCGAGAGAGAAGAGGACGAGUAUCGGGCACUGAGCUCGGAAACCCCCGCAGCCAGCAACCGGUCCCCUCGCCUCUUCUUGUGUCGGACGGCGGAGAUGCGAGAGGAUGGCCGGCCGGUCGGCCGGAGCUGGGAGCCCGGCUUCCAGGCUGAAGAGGUACCGAGCUCUUGGGGAUUGACGAGGGGCAGGGAGACGGCACCAUGAAUCCCCCUCUUUUCACCGGCCUGGCCGGGGUGAGGUUGCUGCUGGCCGCCCUGGCUCUCCUCUUUCUCCCGGCUGUCCUCGGCGAACCCGCCUCCAGCGCGCCGAGCCGAGCGAAAAGUUUGCGAACUCUGCUCGCCGUUCCCGCGGUGCCGAGUCGGAGGCCCCCAGCCGGAGAGGUGCUUUCCCAAGAUGUGUUCUGGACCGAUGGCCUGGACCGCUCUCCGGCCGCCGGUUUCUCCGAGUUGCACGUCAAGCGCUGGCAGCUGAAAGCCCGCUCCUCCCGCCUCGUCUCCCUGGACCCAGGCUGCGGUAGGUUGUCCAACAGGCUGGCCAGCUUCUCGGAUGGCACCAGAGCCUGCCUCAGGUAUGGCAUCAACCCCGACCAGGUGCUUGGCGAGACUCUCUCGUUCUAUCUCUCCAGGCUCCUGGGUAUCCGCAAUGUGCCGGCCCUGGCUCUAUCUAGGGUCAACACCAACGUCGAGCAGUGGCUGGGGGUCAGACGCGAUGUUCAAGACUCUCAAUGGUCGGAUAAACCCAUCGUCAGUCUUACCGAGUGGAUCAGUAACCUCAGCGACGUGGUGACCCCGCCAUCCCUUCGGACAGAAGGAAGGACGCUGUACCCCAGCCUGGAAGACCUCGAUAAUGUGACCAACCGAGAGCUGAUGGAGCUUGUGCAAUGGUCAGACCUCAUCCUUUUCGAUUACGUGACCGCCAACUUCGACAGACUGGCCAGCAGUCUCCUGAACCUGCAGUGGGACUCCAGGGUAAUGGAGAGGUCGACCAAUAACCUCCACCGGACUGCGAAGGGGGCUUUGGUUUUUAUCGACAAUGAGGCGGGACUCGUCCAUGGUUACCGGGUGCUGCCCAUGUGGGACCGGUACCACGAAUCACUCCUGAAGACAAUCUGCAUCUUCCGGAAGGAAACCGCCAGGAAAAUCGCCGAGCUGCACAAGUCCCAGAAUGUUGCCCAGCAAUUAUUGGAUCUGUACAGGGUAAAUGAACCCCUGGCCUCCCAGAUGGGAUUCCUGUCUGAGGAACAUGCUCAGAUGUUGCAAAACAGGACUGAUCGUUUGUAUAAACACAUACUGCAAUGUAAAGCUAAAUAUAGUAAAUAAGUUUUCAUGGCUGUUUAAAUUUUAGAUCUUGUUCUACAGUUAACCACCUCCUCCGACACCACCCCUACCCUAUGUUUUUGAUUGCAAGGAAAUCGUACUCCAGCCAUAUGGGUGAUAUUAACCAAUAGACCACAAGGAGGUGCUCUUGAUAAAAAUUAUGAGAGAUGUCUCUGGAUAAUUCUAUGGACAAUUGAUAAACUCCUGGCCUGAAGGAAGGGAAAUCUAAAUUUGUAUGUUGCAGAGGACUGGAAGCAAUGUGUUGAGCAGAAGCUGGUUGUGGAUGUGGGCUAGCUGGGCCUGGCAUGAUGAAGCAGCGGCAACGUAAAUCAGAAGAAUGGGAGAUUCUUAUUCAAAUUGUGGACACAUAAACAUUCUUAUUGUAACUUGGUUUUAUUGUAACAUCUUGGAAGUCAAAUUCGUAACUUAAAACAGCUGCCAAUUUUAAACUCAAUCCCAACUUUGAGUUGCCAAGUUGCUUGUGUCGCCCACUUGUAAAUUUAAUUCUUCCUUGCACAGUUUUAAACUGAGUAUACACCAUGAAUUUGUUGUUCUGGAAUUACUCUAAACAAAAUAAGACUCUGUUUCCUUUUAGUUACUGCAAUGUAGCUGCUUCCCAUCAGGUUCUACCACAUGCCUAGCACAUAAAAGUGACAGAUGAUUAUCUCAAUGCAGUUCUCACCUUUCUCUUGCCUGAUUCAUUAAGACAAUCCAGAUAGUUGCAAGUCCACUAUUGUGUAAGGAGUCACACAUUUUAAAGUUAAAAUAUAAUACAUAUUGCAUUACAAAUUGUUGAUGGUAGAUUUUUAAAAGUAGGAAUAGUCCAUUUAGUAUCUUAAGCUUGUUUGCCAUUCAGUAAGAUUAGGGCAAAUCGGCAUAUUAAUUCCAUAUCCCAGCCUUUGCUCCAUGUCCUUUGAUACCUUUAACAAAAAAGGCUAAUCAUGUUAGAUUUUCAUUGGCCCAGUCUUUUGGGGGAGAGUUCAACUUUGUACUAAACAUUGUAAAGAGAAGUGCUUCCUGAUUUUCCUGCUAAGUGUAUUAGUUCUUAUCUUAAAAUUACAGGCCCCUUAUUCUGAAUUCCCACAUUAAUCAUUAAUUGCCAGCAAUCCUAAAUAGUGUUAAGAAUUGUUACUGCAUAUUUGAAGCUUGAUUGAGUAGCCUGGGUUCACCAUUGGAAUAUUCAGUUAUUGUAUGAACAUAACACUAUCAGUUCUAGUUUCAUUCAGUCCAAUUGAAGCCCACUUUUCUCUCUCUCAACUUGACAGACAAGAAACAAUUGCUCUUGGCCCAUCUGUGCCACAUAGUAGAAAAUAAUUGCUAGUGCCUGGGUCAUGUCAUGAAACAGUGAAUCUGUUCCAGGCACUGGAAUAUUAAAGUGUCAGAUUAAAAGGGACUGUCUUACAAACUCAAAGAAAAAGUUGCCCAUCUCAGAUGCAUAUGCGGAAUGGAAUGAAAAAUCCAUAUUUACCACUAGUUUGAUUUUUGAUACAUGUUAUAUUUUUUAAAAACCUAACCAAGAAGAAAUGGAACACCACAGGAAAUAAAUUGGGAAUUUAAAAUAGGAAAAUGUACAUUUCCCUUCAGAAUCUUGCAGCAACGAUGUGUAAAUAGUUAUUUUGUGGGUGUCACUAGAUCACUAAUAAUUAAAUCCAUCCAAAAGAUUGCAACAAUUUCUAGUUUGGAGAGUAUAUGAAUCAUAAUAAUAUUCUAACUUUUUGAAUGUGAAGCUUAGUCUAUGUCAAACAGAAUUGACUUUGGUUAUAACUGUGACCAGGCUUGUCUCUCAAACCGACUAAUUUCUAUUUGGAAAUAUGACCAAGCACUAAUGCAGCCAGCAUCUGCCUGACACAGGUUAGGUCCAGUUUAGAAAUGAGACAAAUGCAUUGGUAAGCAGGGAUUAAUAUUUUAAAGAAUUGCACAAGAAAUAGUGGAAAAUGAGAAUUGUUUUUCAGAGAGGGUUGUUAAUUUUUUUUGUGAUAUGUAAUGGAGUGUUGGAAGUAAAUACAGUAGGAGCUAUCAAAAGGCACUUAGAGACUAAUUUUCAACAUUAUGGGAAAAAGUUGGGAUUUGGGACCAAAUUUUACAGCAUUUUUAUUUUUUAACAAAAAUCCCACAUGGUUCUUCUAUGUUGUAUGAAUCUAUGAUAUGGAAUUAGUUUUGUUUCUAAUUGUGAUUCGGAUCCAUCACUAUCUAAAGGGAGCUGAUAAACAAUCAGACAUGUUGUAACUGAAGUUCAGGCUUGUGAUGGCUUCUUGUGACCUGUGAAUCUUAAUUGAGUAUCUUUGAAAUGCUCAGAGAAAUUAAUUGAUCAAUUUGUGAAAUAUACAGACGUGUAGGAUUUACUUAACCAUUGGAAACUUUGAAAGCUUGAAUGUACCAGAAUCAUGCAAGCAGGCAAAUGAAUUCUGUAAAGAGUUCAGAAGUUGCAGUAUGCUGUCUAUACACAUGUGGUACUUAUUAGUCCAGACAAAGUAAUCUAAACUUAAAGCAGUUUUUAAAUGCUUAAAGUGUUGACCAGAUUUCCGAUGUUUCAAUGAAAACAUUUGGUUUAGAAUGAAUAAAUAUUAACUGCUGCUUUGAGCCUUCAAUAAUUUGACCUGCUCAUCUCAGUAUACGAAUUGAGUUGUUACAGUGUGUAUAAGGUGUUUACAUAGGCUUACAUACCACAUACAGAAACAGACUAUUCAGCUAAUCAUUCUACAUUGGUAUUUUAAAUAUGUUAGAAAUGAGUAAUGACAGGGUCAAGCCUCUUGCUUGUAACUGUGCUGAUAGUCUUGUGAUUUGUUUUGUUCAGGGAAGGGCGAUUGAAUGUGACUGGAUAGGUUGCCACAUGCUAGAUUAUGGUCUUAAUAUAAAAUGAGGAACCUUCUGGUUUCAAAGCAAAUGCCUGACAGCAUGCUCCAUGUUUUUUUGUGUUGACAUUCAAGGCAGCGAAGUUCCAAGGAAAUGGCUAUAUACCACCUGUGUCUAAAAUGAAAGCCGUCUGUUUCACAUUGAUGCUGCUUCUCAAAGAAGACAUUGUAAAGCAUAUAGUUUAGAGGCAAAAUGCAAGUCAUUUUAAUAAAUUAAUGUUUUAUAUUUUAAUCAUAAUCCAGCUAUUUUAAUUAAAUCUGCUAUUUCUACUGGUUAGACACGAGCAGUUGAGGAAUAAUGAAGCUGUAAAGCAACAUAUCUAAAUGAAAAUGAGAUUUUGAAGCGAAUAGCAAACCAUUAAUCUGCUAUUUACUGUUGUAUAUUGAUUGUCAUCCAUAAAGAAAAAUACUCUUCAUCUUUUCAAAAGCCAUCCAAUCCAAACUGUUAAAUAGAAGAUGCUAUCUGUACAUUUCCUCGUAUCUCUCAGGCAACACCUGAUUAAGCAAUUUUUGUUUUAGAAUUGCUGUCAGAUACGAUCUGAGUGGAGAUGAUUUGUGUAGCAAGUUCUUUGUCUUAAGUGGCACCCUGAACAGAUCCAGUCAUAACCAUGUGAAGUACAGAGCAAAAUAGACUGAAAUACCAAUACUUGUGCAGACAGCAGUGACAAUUUUAUGGUCAUUUUGUAGAUCAGAGUUCUCCAUUAAACUUCGUGUUUAGUCUUAGCUUCCAUCAAAAUCAAUGGGUAUGAAUAAUUGGGAGUGAGGAAGCAUGGGUGGGUGUCUCCAUUUUAAAAUCUACAACAUAUUCAUUAAAACUGCAGUACACUCUAUAACCUCAUGGACAAUUUGGUUGAUAAUUGACAUGAUAGCUUCGUAACUGCUCCAUUCAUAUUAAAAUUUUAUUAUCUCUUAAAAAAUAUUCAGGAAGUUUCUCAGGUGGAACAAUAAGUAAACAAAUUACCUUGUGUGGUACUAAUGAUACAUACCAGUGUCUAUAAUUCAGUGUUCAACCUGUGCUGAAUUAUCAGUUUCAUGCCAAUACCUUGAUAUUUUUAAACAUACCUUCCCAUAGCCUUGGCCAGAUUUGGCACAAGCAUAAGUGUCUUUUAAAAUUUAAUAUAAUUUCCAAGUAAAGUGCAAGGACUAUAAAAUGAAUCUUUGCACAGCAUUCCAACAAGGUAAACAUUGCUCUUGGUUAAACCAUACUCAAUGUAUCUGUCAUCUCCAGAUAGGCAAGGGCAGAAAAUGUGGGAGGACAAAUGAGUUCUAAGGAUGUUGUCAUACAUGCUACCCCUUUAAAAACAUUUAAUGGUUGCUGUUCAUGACAUCCUACCUUGCCCGCCCUCUAACCUCUGCUCACACACAUACUGUCACAUAAAACUGUCCAUGCAAGGUAUAAUUAGCGCUCUCCAGGUGAAAAGCAUAAGAAAAACAAAAAUGUUUUCUUUGUCCCUCUUCUGUAUCGUGAAAAGAGAAAGCAAGUGAAAGUGGUAAGAAAGAAUAUGAAAAAUUAGUUGCUCGGGAGCACUACGUGUGGGCAUGUGGAUGAGAUCUGGGAUCUUGUGACAGUAAUUGAGUGUAGAUUGUGCCCCCACCCCCCCAGUCCUCACAACUAAUUCAGAGGACAGAUGGGUGGUAUAAUGUACUUUACUGUAUCCAUACAUCCUUCCUGUAAUUACACGCACAGUGCAGUGGUGGGAGGAUUACAUUAUGGAGCAGAUGAAAGAAUAUAAGCAGAGCACACACUAAGAAUUACAUACUAAAUGGAAUUUUCAGCAUAAAAAGACUUUGAAUGGUCUAUAUCUGUGAUUAUGCUUUGCAUAUAAUGUAUAUAAAUAAAUCAUAAAUGUGUCUCCUUUAUUCAGUUUGCAGAAAUGCAACUGGGUUAUCUGUGGUGUGGAUAUAUUUAAGAAUGAUUAUGGGUGAAGGAAUGGGAUAUGAUUUUGUAAUGGAUGCUUUCUGUGGCACUGCCAAUCAAUGACAUCUGCUUGACUCGCUCUAUUAUUUUCUUGAAAAACUCUGUAGUAUUGUUUUUGCUCACAUAUUUAAAGUGUGACGGUUACUGAUUAAAAAGAAAAUCUUUUGCUUGAUUAUCAAAAAAGCUGAUGUGUUGGUUGCAGACCUAAGCCUGAAAUUUUCUGUGGUGAAACCUCUGGAAUCGCAACUCAUAUCAAUUACUUUUUUGAAGACAUAUUUAAAAAUGGGGUCAGAUUCCAAUUCAAUCUGACUCUGCUAUGGCAAGGAGUAAGUUGUGAGUCAACAGCCGAGGAGUUUGUCUUGUGUACUUAGCCACAAGAGUGGAAACCAUUUAUUUUAAUUUAUUGGCAGAAUCUAUUAAGAAUUUGAAAACGCGUAUUGGUUCUAUAAUAUACAUUUGGUUUUUGUUCCUCUGAUGGUAAUGUAUUGUUAGCACAGCGUAUGACUGCACCAAUUCUAUCCCCUACUGAUUUAUUGCAGAAUAGGUGCCUGCACAGUGCAAGAUGGAUGCAAUAUGGAAGGCUUCAUCAAUUCAGUUCCUUUUCAUCACAUCUUGCCAAACAUCCAUUCCAGAUAUUCUUCAGUCUUUGAAUGGAGAAUCUUCUACAAUCAAUAGCUUAAAACUGUAUUUCCCUGUCCUACUUCCACGGCUCAACUAGAAUUGAUAUUUCAGUCAUUAUACCAUGUUGCUAUUUUCAGUCUUUCACAAUUCCAGGACAUUUCCUAAAGAUUGAAGAAUAUAGGUUUCUCUAGUUCUUGGUAAUCAAAUCCUCCAGCACUAGGAAUCAAACUUGUGGCCCUUCUCUGGGUGACAGUGUUUACUGUCUUGAAAUAUUCCUAAGGUCUACUCCACCUCAUGGAUACUCCAAACUAGAUCUAAAAGUGUCAUCUCACUUUAGGAGGAUUUUCUGUGGUCACAAUGUUAGCAACAUCAUGAACAUUAUGGAAAGUUUUUUUAUGUUCUGGUGAAAUAAUAUUAAAUUGUAAUCUUUAUAAUUUUAUUCAAAAUAGUGCUCAGAUGUCACCAAUGCAUGUUGAUUGUUGAAAGUCCUUCUCCAACAAUUGAAUAGCUACCACUUCAAUCUUGAAGUCUCCAGGUCACUUUACACAGAUUCAGAGUGUGGUGGAUUCCGCAAUGUGUAGCUGACAUAUGACAUCUUUUACCAGUCUAUCUACACACCGCUCAGCACCAAGCCCUUUCUUUAAUGAGAAGCCGUUUAUAUUUGAAGUCUGUGGCAAUGUAUAACUUUUACUUAAAUUUCUGCAGUGGCCAUUUGAUGUCAGUGGAAAAGUGAAACUUUGUUUAUUAUUCACAAUUGUACAACAUUUCUCUAAUGCACCUUAUAUUUUGUUAAUACGUUUUUAAGGAUGUCUGAAUUAUUGUAUUAAGAUAUUGGAAGGCUUUAUCAAACUAAAAUGCCACGCAUUAAAAUAAAAGCCCAUUCCUUUUGUCAUUCUGGA
Messenger RNA from Chiloscyllium plagiosum (whitespotted bambooshark), 10238 nucleotides. Lineage: Eukaryota; Metazoa; Chordata; Chondrichthyes; Orectolobiformes; Hemiscylliidae. The record is from RefSeq and is a predicted model, not a curated record.